Molecule: messenger RNA, 3192 nt
Organism: Nothobranchius furzeri (turquoise killifish)
Lineage: Eukaryota; Metazoa; Chordata; Actinopteri; Cyprinodontiformes; Nothobranchiidae
Product: cdc42 effector protein 3
Biological process (GO): regulation of cell shape; positive regulation of pseudopodium assembly; positive regulation of actin filament polymerization
Cellular component (GO): cytoplasm; membrane
Molecular function (GO): small GTPase binding
Source: RefSeq, a predicted model, not a curated record
UACCAGCGAUUAGAGAUCAGUUAACCCCCUCCUCUUUGUCGCUGGCAUGUUUGCUCAACAACUACAACUUCCUUUUUGUCCAGAUAUGCACGCGACCACUAAACACUCACAGACCUUUAUAAACUCAAUAUUCUCACUCAUCCUAUUACCAUUCAUCCUGAAAAAGGCUAUAUCGGAUUGUCACAAGAAAAAGGUGAAGAUCUUCCAUUCUCAGCCAAUCAAGCAGCAGGCUGGGACACCUACGACUAAGAGAAAGACUCUAUGGACUGAUGGGUAUGACCUCACGACUUGCAAAACUUCAGAAGUGGUACAACUUCAAAUAUAAGCCGAGAAAAGAUUAGAUCAUUCCUGAGCUAAAACCUGCCCACCUGGAUGUCUUUUGUACUCUGACCUCCCCUGGCUUAUCAUUUACGCAAAGAGGACUUUCACCAUUAACACACCUGGAGAGCAUUCCGAAGUGCAAGGAGUUUACACCGCAAUGGAUUAACAAGAAAAUAACAAAGAUUCAAGUUCUCCUCUAAGGAUGGCAGAAUGCCUUUGAGGAGCACCAAAUCCUAAGGAUUCACUGUGAAAACAGGACAAAAACAGGAAUACCAAGAACUCUAACUUGACAGGAUUCAUCGAGAUGCCAUUGAGAACAUCACUGCACAGAAAAUCCAGUCAUUGGUCCAGCAGGAAGCGGAGAGAGGUGCUUUCAGUUAACAUGAUCAGCUUGCCACUCGAUGAUUUCCGCCAUAUUUCUCAUAUUGGAAUUGAUGCUCAGAAGGACAGCUUUGGGGAUUUAUCCUUUCUGAAGAUGAGCCACAACUUGCUCCGGCAAACUUCUCAAAGUGAGCAGAACCUCAUCCUGGCCUGCUCGCCUCCUCCAAAGCCUCCUCGUUUGAAUCUGGAUGGAAAGGGGGAUUUGCAAAGCCAUGAUUUGUGUGUAAACCAGAAGAAGACGAAAUGCAGCUCUUUGCCACUACUGGACAGUGAGGAAGACGGCAAGCUUGACAAGGAGGAAGAGUACCAAAGAGACAUUGUUUCCAGCCAGACUGACGGGCCUGGACGAGGCAGCGUUAGCUCAGGCGUGGGUGGAGCAUCUAAAGAGAGCUGUGACAAAACUACAGAACAGAUGGACGAGGACAGUGGCUUCUCAUUCAGCGUUGACCUGGGCCCUUCCAUCCUGGGUGACAUUCUACAGGUGAUGGAUAAACUACAUCACUGAAGAACAAUGCUGGGAAUAUAUGGUAAAAGUCAUUGUGAGGACACAACUCUGAUGUGCUAACAUCAGAUGGUUAUUGUUCAGAUGUACCAAGGAUUUCUUUAUAAUAAACAUGAACUACUCUGUUGAAACACAUUAAAAUGUGUUAAAACUGCAGCUGAAAAAUGAACAGUGUACGGGAUCAAAGCAAGUCUUUUAAAUCGUCCAUAUGCUAAACUACGCAACCCUGAGAUUGUUGUGUUUAAGAAAAGAAAAGCUAAAGCUGCAAUCCAAGCUAAUUGAGCUGUGAUGUCUCGGGUUUUGGCCUGCUUGCCAAUCUAUUCUGUUUAGAGGGCAAUUUCUACUCCACACGCAUCCCAGAGGCCCCACUGAUAGGUAGACCGAGGUACCCCCCAUCUCUAAUUCCCAACAGUGCAGUGAAAACAAACACUUAGCUCUGCUUCCAAUAAAAGCCAGCCACUGGUGGCAGGUUGGGCAGCAAACCAAACCAGGCCACAGGUCCAAGACCUUAAGAAGAAAAAAAAAGUGACAAAGAAACUGUUUUCUUAGCCGCAAAUCGGAAUCCGGUGCCCUGGUGGGUAGCGCAUGAAAAAGAAAGUGGUAACGGGUGACAUAAUACUUCCAUACACGCAGGGUGUUAUGAGGGAGAAGGCCCAGAGACAUCCAUUAGACCAGCAGCGGUCCUGAUGGGGGUUUAAACACUACCUUCUGAACAAAUACAACCUGAACACGGAAGAUACACAUGCUGCAUCUCACGAAAAACACAAGUGACAGUAAACACAUGCGUGUACAUCUUUGCCGAUAAUUAAAGUCCACUUUAGUGGAAGGGGUCACAUGAUGCUGUGCAGUAACUUAACAUGUACCCUGGACCAGAAGAUUUGUGCCCCAGAGGUCAUGGUGCUAAACAUGCUAACCACAAGUGUCCCCUUUUGGGCAAUAAAUUGAGAUUUAUGUCCAAAUGGAAGAAGCAAUCUUUUGUGGAUACAUGUGAGCUGGAUGUCAGUCUUGCACAGUUGAGAUCUCUGUUUCUUGCAUAUGUUUUCACAAUGGCUGUUGUGAAACAUUUGCAGCAUUGUAAAAUGUACCAUUUUGUACUUUGGUUAAGAAACAAAAAUUAUCCAACAUUUAAAUUCCAACACUGGUGGUUUUGUGGAUAAACUGCAUGAGAAUGUUUACAGACCCCGACGGCUGACAUUUCCUUGGGAAUUUACAGCUUGUUCCCCAAAAUCGAGGGUCUGGGCUUUGUUUCUUACUUAUCUCUACAAGUAUAUGUUUUGUUAUGUUGCUUUAGAGAAUUCCUGGUCUUGAACACAACAACACAAUAUUUCAUGAUUGGAAUACACAACAGCCUAAGCUAAAAGAGGCAUGUACGGCCUGAUUACCUACAACACUGAACAGAAAUGAUGUAUGCAUGCGUGUCACUGCUGCCCAAAGGCAUUCUUGAAUCAGGAUAAGGGUGUUGGUAACCAAGGUGUGUUGGGAAGUUGGUUAUUCACAAAUGUCAUUUUUGACAACUGAAAAACAUCGUAUAAACUCUAACAGUAAUGAAACAUGUUGUUCUGCUGACUGUAAGAGCUCCAAUUGUGCAUUUUUCUGCUUUUUCUUGAAAUAAUCAAUUUCACUGACCAUAACACUUCAAAUCUCAUGUACAAAUUAAAUCAGUCAAAACUCAGAUUUAUGUUGAGUUAAUUAUGCAAAAUUAAGUUUAUCUGACUGUAAAAGCCAUUUGUACACUGCAAAACUGUCCUUUGAAAGGUCUAUUCAUAUAUAUAUUGCCAAUCUCCUUCCAUAAAUCUAAACUUUAGUUUUAGGAUGAAGUCCUGUGAGGUGAAUGUUUGUCCUUUUUGAUCCUUCACUUGCAAAUGUGUUUCUGUAUAACAUUCAUUUCCAGAGAAGUGUUUUGGAUGGCAUUACACAGGUUUACACAUCGAAGAUACUUUUGUCAAAAUUGUUUGUUUUUGCAAUGUCAAUAAAAUGAAUAAACCAGA